Molecule: messenger RNA, 1369 nt
Organism: Melanaphis sacchari
Lineage: Eukaryota; Metazoa; Arthropoda; Insecta; Hemiptera; Aphididae
Exons: 5
Coding region: 111-1268 (385 amino acids)
Source: RefSeq, a predicted model, not a curated record
AUCAGUUGAUAUAAUACUACCAGCCUGUUAUGAUCUAUUGGAUAAUACCGACAAGACAACCGUAUACUAUUACCGUUUUGAAGUAACUGUUUUGAGAUUAACUCGUAAUAAUGCAUAUUUUAAUCACUUCGUGUCUGUUAAUUGUUUGCGGAAUUGUUGAUGCAACUUUUUAUCUCCAAAGAGGCCAGCCAUUUAAACAGUUGAACCAAAGGCGACAGAGAUCUUUAGGAUUACCAUAUCCUUAUGGAUAUAAUUACAAUCCAAUAGAGCCAUCAAUUGAUAUCUCGGAUAGUUCAAGCGAGACAUUCGAUUCCAAAAUUAACUCGUACAAACCAAUACACCAGUAUGUCAAAAUGUCUACCCAUGAUACGAAUUCGGUUCCAAGAACUUAUUCUUAUCCAAUGAAUCCUUUCUACGAUUCCGAGUACACUCCUAUACAGAACAUCCCUAAGUUAAUGCCAGAAGAUACCUAUGAUUACAAAUACAUCUCUGAACCAUGGAACAAAUAUCUAACACAGUCAUUAACACCAGGAAGUGACAAUGCCAUUGACUUAUUGUCUAUCAGAAAACAAUCUGCCUUCAGCUUCGGAUUUCCAACUUACAAAUUUCCAGACACAUUGGAAUCUGUGUUAAACUUUGAUCCAAAAAUUCUAAGUUCCUUCUCCGCAAAUUCUCAGUCAGAAGAAAUGGAUCCAGAGAUUUCAAAAAUACCAUCUCCUACAGUAAUAAUAGUAAAAUUAUUACCUGAAAAGAGUGAAAAGUCUGCAGAACAAGAAUCGACCGCCAUGAUAACAGAAAAUCCCUAUAAUAUUAAAAAUUACUUCUUAAAACUAUUGACAAAAAAACUAAUUUUUACACAAAAACCAGUUAAAGAUGAAUCGAUUUAUGCUGAAGAAACCCCGACUGAAAACGAUUCGAACUCUAUGGUGUUUGAAGACAACCCGACAGAAGACGAAUCGAAUGCUAUUACAACUGAAGACGAAUCGAAUGCUAUUACAACUGAAGACGAAUCGAAUGCUAUUACGACAGAAGAGGAAUCGAAUGCUAUUCCGACAGAAGAGGAAUCGAAUGCUAUUCUGACAGAAGAGGAAUCGAAUGCUUCUGCAACAGAAGAAAACCAGACUGAAGUCGACGAAUCAAAUCCUUUGACUACGCAAGAAACAAUUACAAAUUCUGAAGCAAAUUAUUUGUUUAAAUUGUAUACAGUUCCUGAUUAUCAGACACAUCUUGGUUUAUUGUCAUCAGAUUCAGCAAGUGACGAAAACUAGUUAACCAACUACUGUCGGUUACUGAAGAAUCUGAAGUGCACGAAUAAACGAGCAUAUAACAAUUAAAAUUAAAUAUAAUAAUAUUUUAUAUCUUCUAAUUA